GACUCCUCUUCUUUAUCCGGGUUUGUUUUGAAAACAGGAAGUACUCAUUUGUUAUUGACGCUAGCGGAAGUUUUAUACCCGGAAGACUUUGUAAACAAACGGUGUUUGAGUCCAAAAUAAGGGCAAGAAGGGGCAUGAUAAACUUCCGUCAUGAACUAAGAAGAAAGACAGUGAGGUAUUUAAGGUGAAGAACAUGGAGGACGAGCAGCGGAAACAGCUCGGAGGGAACCCGGACUGGAUGUCCUGUCUGCCCGAGGAGCUGCUGGAUGUCCCGCUGUGGAAUUUAGCCAUACCCGGGAGCCAUGACAGCAUGGCUUUCUGUCUGGAUGUGUCCUCUCCUGUGCAGAGAUCAGAGCCCUGCCUCCUCAGAGUGAUUGACAGGCUGUUACCCUGCUGGACUCGGCCCUGUGUCUACCGCUGGGCCACCACACAGCAAUCAGUCCUCAGUGAUCAGUGUGAUCUCGGUGUCCGGUUCUUGGACCUGAGGAUCGCCAGGAAGCCGGCAGGAGGCAGCAAACUGUUCUUUGCCCACGGCAUCUACACACUGAUAACUGUCAAGGAGGCUCUCGAUGAACUGGUGACCUGGCUGGACGCACAUCCUAAAGAGAUUGUGAUUGUUUCCUGCUCGCAUUUUGAAUCGCUCACUGACGAGGAUCACACCAGUCUGGUGGAGUACAUCAUCACGCUGUUCAGAGACAAACUCUGCUCCUCACAGGAGACUCCCACCCUGCGUUCCUGUUGGUCCAGAGGUCAACAGGUCAUCGUUUCCUAUGGAAACCAGGAGGUGGCGCUGCAGCACCCUGAGCUGUGGACUGGAAUACCUUACAGGUAUGCUGACAGCCCAGACCCCAAUAAGGUGAUCGCUUACCUGGAGGACCAGAAGCGCAGAGGGAGACCAGCUGGUUUUUACGUCAGCGGUCUGAACCUGACCGAAGACGCUCCCUACGUCCUCCUCCAUCCCCUCCAGAGCAUGAGGAAGAUGACAGUGAAGGCCCUCUCACUGCUGCUCAGCUGGGCGAGCGAGCAGCGGCCGGGACCUCAGGACGGCGGAGUCAACAUCGUCUGCUGCGACUUUGUGGGCCUCAGCCAGUUCUGCUCGCUUGUUAUCGGCCUGAACUACAAACUGCCGGGCGGACCCAGCACGCUCGCUGCCCGUCCUGUCUGCAGGACACCGGGAGGUGCCACUGUCUGUUGCCAUAGCAACCAAACUACUGAGGGCCGCACCUGAGGUCCAACAUACAAAAGAACCAUUAUCUAUUUUCACACAAAAAUGUCAAUUAACACCUGUCCCUUUACUUUCAACCUGUAAAUCUCAUCCUGUUUACACUGGUGUGUCUGCGUCACAUUCAGCAUUAUUCAUUAGUAAAUUAAAAUGUGAUUAACUGUGAACAAACUGUCAGAGAUGGCACACUGCAUGUCCGAUCAUCUGAAUAUGUUGCAAAUUAUUUCAUGGUCUUCACAUUUUCACUGUUACCUCCUGCACAUGUUAAACUACACAUUUUCAGCCAAAUACAUACAUUUAAUAAAUGGUAAUGGUAAAAUAUAAUGUAGUUGUUCACAGCUAUAAACUCAUUUCAAGUUUUUACAAAUGUGCAUUUGUCAAAGAUCAUAAAUUCUCCUAUGGAGAUAAACAAGUGUUUUACUGUUAAUGAGCUUGUUUUCCUUCUGUGCUUUAACACUGUACAGAAUCUUUGUAUUGUUGAUUUGACUGCAUGGUUUAUUAAGAUGUUGGCAUUUGAAAUAUACUCUUUCAUACAUUAUGUAAAUAAAUACUUUUCAUAUUUUCUAA
Lates calcarifer (barramundi perch) is the source of this 1789-nucleotide messenger RNA. Its product is annotated as PI-PLC X domain-containing protein 1. Gene Ontology annotation, molecular function: phosphoric diester hydrolase activity. Gene Ontology annotation, biological process: lipid metabolic process. The record is from RefSeq and is a predicted model, not a curated record. Lineage: Eukaryota; Metazoa; Chordata; Actinopteri; Centropomidae. Bases 194 to 1228 code for a protein of 344 amino acids. The transcript is spliced from 7 exons.